This is a messenger RNA of Anolis sagrei ordinatus, 572 nucleotides long. NCBI's taxonomy places the organism in Eukaryota, Metazoa, Chordata, Lepidosauria, Squamata, Anolidae. The record is from RefSeq and is a predicted model, not a curated record.
GCGGUAUGACAACAUGCGAGGUGCACAGAUGGCCUGGACUCCCCCGAGCAGCCAAAGCUCCAAGGGAAGCCCAUUUGAUUUUGCAGACUUUCGAACCAGGAGCCGGCCAGAGCCCAAUGAGAACGUGAGGUAUUGGCAGCAGUUCCAUCAGCCUCCUGUGGAGCUAAUCUCGAGGCCCGAGGCCAAGAAGAGGUUCCGCCGAAACCAGCGGCUCUUUGGCUACUGCCUGCUCAUCAUGUUGGGCAGCCUGACCGUUCAUUAUGUAGGAUUCAGGAAGCUGGAGGAAGUACACAACAAUUUCAUGGACGAAAAGGAUAGAGCCAUUACCCAGAUCUACAAUGAGAACAAAGAGCGAGCCAGGUCCAUGGGCCUCCAGAAGCAGCAGGAACUCUUGCGCCAGAAGCAUGCUGAAUUCUCCCAGCGGUACCGCACCGGCCCCGAACAGCUGCAUGAAGAACCUGGAGCUUUGGACUCGGUGCAGGUCCCACCUCCUCCAAACCCGACGGCUCAAAAGGGCUGAGAUACUGUCUCCACUUCUCUUUUGUGCAAAUAGAACCAUCUUUCCGCAGUGA